AUGGGUUUAUUUAGGAAACUUGCGGUCAAACUUAUGGACGAUGAUAGAAGAUUAAGAGUAGAAAAGAAAAACGAUAAGCAUAUACCGGAGUUUCUACAUUUUAAUAUUGAAAGACAUAUGCCAAUUGUGGAUGUUCCGACACGUCGAGGUUAUCUGAUAUUCCCAUCUAUACAAUCAUUUGAUAGAUUUAAGACAAAUAGAGGUAGUGAUAUCAAUAAUAUCGAUGAAAAUGGUAUGGGGAUUCCGUUGUUCCUAAUUGAACGUCAAUUACUUACGCAUGGUAUGACUAUGUUAGACACAGAAUUAACUUAUAAGAUAUAUAAAUAUGAGAUCAAGAAAUUAGAUGAAGUACCGCCUUACGGUGAUUUUGAAAUUAUCGCUCAAAAUGCUAAUUUUAAAGUCUACAAAUAUGUCUAUUCUAAAAUAUACAAAUCUUCCAAAUUAAGUCAAACAGCUCUACAGUUUGUGGUCAAUGAAGAUAAAGAAAAUGCCUCAUAUAUGCUACACAAAAGAGAAUUCAGAGACAUGGAUACAUGCGUGAUGAAUCAAAACUUUAGAUGGCAUGUACGUUACAGUCCUUUAGAAAACGAUCAUUACAAACUGGCACUUUUGAAUCCUAGAGAGAUUUCUUUGACGGAUUCACCUUCUGUUAAACUGCAAAAGAAGAAAGAAAAUUUAACAAAGAUAGACCCAUAUGAUGCCGUUAUAGGUCAUUAUACAUCGGAAGAUAAAGACAUUCUCCCAGGUGUUAUCGAAAAGGAUGCUGAUUUUGUUGUAGGUGAACAAGGUUCUGAAGCAAAUUUGGGUUUAUCUAAUGUACCGGAAUUGACCCAAACGUUUGCUUGCCAAGCUUUAGUGCUGCACGUAAUAGAGAGACAAAAAGAAAGGAAAAAUAGAAGAAAUAGACAUAGGAAUAGAUUAAUGUUCGACACACAGAUGUAUGGUACGGCUGGAGGCACCUUUUAA
Molecule: messenger RNA, 966 nt
Organism: Maudiozyma saulgeensis
Lineage: Eukaryota; Fungi; Ascomycota; Saccharomycetes; Saccharomycetales; Saccharomycetaceae
Source: the annotation of a GenBank genome assembly